CCGUCCAUCCUCCCUCUCCCUCUCUCUCUCUCUCUCUCACACACACACACAGUAUUUGUCAUGGCAAAGAUAACACUCUUGUGCGCAACUGAGAUAAUAAACCACUGUAUUUCUUCCAGAUUGUGUUUUGUAUUUAUCGGAAGGAUGGCGGUGACAGUAAAUGCUGUACGCCAGCAACUAGCAGCUCUUGCUAAUUCAGGAGGUUCGCACAAGGAUCAAGCUGACAAGUAUCGUGCCAUUCUUGAGGCGGUGCUCACCCUACAGGGAAGUGAUCUUAUUGAAGCUCUAAAGGUCUUCAUUGAAGCAAUUGUGAAUGAAAAUGUAAGUCUGGUAAUAUCACGCCAAAUUCUCACUGAUGUCAGCACUCAGUUGGCUGUUGCACCUGACCCCAUUUCAAAAGCAGUGUCUCAUUACACUCUUGACAAGGUACAGCCUCGUGUUAUCUCCUUUGAAGAGCAGGUGGCUGCCAUCCGUCAACAUCUUGCUGAGAUCUACGAACGUGAGCAAGCAUGGAGAGAAGCAGCUAAUGUUUUGGUGGGAAUUCCAUUGGAAACAGGCCAGAAGCAGUACACUGUAGACUACAAGCUGGAUACAUACCUCAAGAUAGCAAGGUUGUAUCUAGAAGAUGAUGAUCCUGUUCAGGCAGAAGCUUACAUAAAUAGAGCAUCACUGCUGCAGGCUGAAUCAAGAAAUGAACAGUUACAGAUUUAUUACAAAGUCUGUUAUGCUAGAGUACUAGACUACCGCCGAAAAUUUAUUGAGGCAGCUCAGCGUUAUAAUGAACUUUCUUACCGAACCAUAAUUCAUGAGGAUGAACGUAUGACUGCAUUAAGAAAUGCACUAAUAUGCACAGUCCUUGCUUCAGCAGGCCAACAGCGAAGUCGUAUGCUGGCAACACUGUUCAAGGAUGAGAGAUGCCAGCAGUUACCAGCAUACUCCAUUUUAGAAAAAAUGUAUUUAGACAGGAUCAUUCGCCGCUCAGAACUGCAAGAAUUUGGGAAUUUGCUUCAACCACAUCAGAAGGCACUUACUCCUGAUGGUUCUACAAUCUUAGAGCGAGCAGUCAUUGAACACAAUCUGCUAUCUGCUAGUAAACUCUAUAAUAAUAUUACUUUUGAAGAACUUGGGGCCUUGCUGGAAAUUCCUCCAAUUAAAGCAGAAAAAAUUGCUAGUCAAAUGAUAACAGAGGGCCGUAUGAAUGGAUACAUUGAUCAGAUUGAUUCCAUUGUUCACUUUGAAACACGUGAAGUUCUGCCAACAUGGGACAAACAAAUACAGUCACUUUGCUACCAAGUUAAUCAGAUAAUUGAAAAGAUAACAAAUACUGAACCAGAAUGGAUUGCUAAGGCUCUGGAAGAACAAAUGAUUCACUGAUAAGCCUUGUAAUGGAUUAUUUGAGUAACGUUGUUCCUUUUGUCACUCUUUUGUUAUUAAAUAUUUUCAUGAAAAAUA
Molecule: messenger RNA, 1452 nt
Organism: Schistocerca gregaria
Lineage: Eukaryota; Metazoa; Arthropoda; Insecta; Orthoptera; Acrididae
Gene: CSN4
Product: COP9 signalosome complex subunit 4
Exons: 9
Coding region: 61-1374 (437 amino acids)
Cellular component (GO): cytosol; COP9 signalosome
Source: RefSeq, a predicted model, not a curated record